AUGCCGACCGCGCCUGGGGCCCUGAGGAUCGUUUGGGGCGCCUCAAAGGGGAUCCCCGAAGAUCCGAGGGACCCUGCUCCACCCCUCCGGGGACGGGAUACUGUCAUCAGAGGUCGCCUGUGCCAGGGUAGCCGAGUCCUCGCCGCCCCAGGGGCCAGGGAAGGGUCCAAGGACGGCGGACCCGUGGGGCACGGAGCCGAGCGCAUCCUGGCGGUGCCCGUACGCACUGACGCCCAGGGCCGCUUGGUGUCUCGCGUGGUGUCGGUGACGACCGCCCAGGCCGGGGUUCGGGCCCGCAGGGCUGCCCCCGCCCAGACCCUGGGCUUCCCUGGAGGCAGUGAGGAGGACCCUGACCGCCGCCUAUUCUACAACAUCACUGUCUUCAGCCGAGACCUGCACCUGCGGUUGCAGCCCAACUCUCGCCUUGUGGCGCCCGGGGCCACAGUGGAGUGGCAGGGUGAGUCGGGCACCACUCGCGUGGAGCCCCUGCUUGGAACCUCCCUCUACAUUGGAGACGUGGCCGGCGUGAGUGAAGCCUCCUCCGUGGCGCUCAGCACCUGCGAUGGGCUGGCUGGCCUGAUUCGUAUGGAGGAGGAGGAGUUCUUUAUCGAGCCCCUGGAGAAGGGGCUGGCAGCGAAGGAAGCUGAGCAGGGUCGUGUGCAUGUGGUAUAUCGCCGGCCAUCUAACUCCAGGCUCCCUUCUCUCGGGGUGCCACAGGCCCUGGACACAGGGGCCUCCCUUGGCAGCCUGGACAGCCUCAGCCAUACCCUGGGCAUCCUGGAGGAACGGAUCAACAGUUCAAGGCGCAGGGCACGCAGACAUGCUGCCGAUGACGACUACAACAUUGAGGUCCUGCUGGGUGUGGAUGAUUCUGUGGUCCAGUUCCACGGGAAGGAACACGUGCAGAAGUACCUGCUCACACUCAUGAACAUUGUCAAUGAAAUCUACCAUGAUGAGUCCUUGGGGGCCCACAUCAAUGUGGUUCUGGUGCGGAUAAUCCUGCUCAGCUAUGGGAAGUCCAUGAGCCUUAUUGAGAUUGGAAACCCUUCUCAAAGCCUGGAGAAUGUCUGCCGGUGGGCUUACCUCCAGCAGAAGCCGGACACAGACCACGAUGAAUACCAUGAUCACGCCAUCUUCCUCACACGGCAAGACUUUGGGCCUUCAGGCAUGCAAGGCUAUGCUCCUGUCACCGGGAUGUGCCACCCCGUUCGCAGUUGCACCCUGAACCAUGAGGACGGCUUCUCCUCGGCGUUUGUGGUAGCCCACGAGACCGGCCACGUGCUAGGCAUGGAACACGAUGGGCAGGGCAACCGCUGUGGCGACGAGGUACGGCUGGGCAGCAUCAUGGCACCCCUGGUGCAGGCAGCCUUCCACCGCUUCCACUGGUCCCGCUGCAGCCAGCAAGAGCUGAGCCGCUACCUGCACUCCUAUGACUGCCUGCGGGAUGACCCCUUCGCCCACGACUGGCCGGCGCUGCCCCAGCUUCCUGGGCUGCACUACUCCAUGAACGAGCAGUGCCGCUUCGACUUCGGCCUGGGCUACAUGAUGUGCACCGCGUUCCGGACCUUCGAUCCCUGCAAGCAGCUGUGGUGCAGCCACCCUGACAAUCCCUACUUUUGCAAGACCAAGAAGGGCCCCCCACUGGAUGGGACCAUGUGUGCACCUGGCAAGCACUGCUUUAAAGGACACUGCAUCUGGCUGACGCCUGACAUCCUCAAACGAGAUGGCAACUGGGGCACCUGGAGUCCAUUCGGCUCCUGCUCGCGCACCUGUGGCACAGGUGUUAAGUUCAGGACCCGCCAGUGCGACAACCCACACCCAGCCAACGGGGGCCGCACCUGUUCAGGUCUUGGCUACGAUUUUCAGCUCUGCAACUCCCAGGAUUGUCCUGACACACUGGCCGACUUCCGUGAGGAACAGUGCCGGCAGUGGGACCUGUACUUCGAGCAUGGUGAUGCCCAGCACCACUGGCUACCCCAUGAGCACCGGGAUGCCAAAGAGAGGUGCCACCUCUACUGUGAGUCCAAGGAAACCGGGGAGGUAGUGUCCAUGAAGCGCAUGGUGCAUGAUGGGACACGAUGCUCCUACAAGGAUGCCUUCAGCCUCUGCGUGCGAGGGGACUGCAGGAAGGUGGGUUGUGAUGGAGUGAUCGGGUCCAACAAGCAAGAAGACAAGUGCGGUGUGUGUGGAGGGGACAACAGCCAUUGCAAAGUGGUCAAAGGCAUGUUCACACGCUCACCUAAGAAGCUGGGUUACAUUAAGAUGUUUGAGAUCCCCACAGGAGCCAGACACCUGCUCAUCCAGGAGGCAUACAUUACCAGCCAUCACCUGGCCGUCAAGAACUUAGAGACAGGCAAGUUCAUUUUAAAUGAAGAGAACGACAUAGAUCCCAGUUCCAAAUCGUUCAUCGCCAUGGGUGUGGAGUGGGAGUACCGGGAUGAAGAUGGCCGUGAGACGCUGCAGACCAUGGGCCCCCUUCAUGGCACCAUCGCUGUGCUGGUCAUCCCGCAGGGAGACACCCGGAUCUCGCUGACGUACAAGUACAUGAUCCAUGAGGACUCGCUCAAUGUGGAUGACAACCAGGUCCUGGAAGAGGACUCCGUGGGCUACGAGUGGGCCCUGAAGAAGUGGUCCCUGUGCUCCAAGCCCUGCGGUGGAGGGUCCCAGUUCACCAAGUAUGGCUGCCGCCGGAGGCUGGACCUCAAGAUGGUGCACCGCAGUUUCUGUGACGCCCUCCCGAAGCCCAAAGCCAUCCGCCGGGCUUGCAACCCACAGGAGUGCUCCCAGCCCGUAUGGGUCAUGGGCGAAUGGGAGCCGUGCAGUCAGAGCUGUGGGCGGACAGGCACGCAGGUUCGCUCCGUGCGCUGCAUUCAGCCACUGCACAACAACACCACUCGCACCGUGCACACCAAGCACUGCAAUGAUGCACGGCCCGAGGGCCGCCGGGCCUGCAAUCGUGAGCUCUGUCCUGGACAGUGGCGGGCCGGACCCUGGUCCCAGUGCUCUGUGACCUGUGGCAAUGGCACCCAGGAGCGGCCAGUACUCUGCCGGACAACGGAUGACAGCUUUGGGAUCUGCCGGGAGGAGCGACCUGAGACAGCAAGGACCUGCAGGCUGGGCCCCUGCCCAAGAAACAUCUCUGACCCCUCUAAGAAGAGCUAUGUGGUUCAGUGGCUGUCCCGACCGGACCCCGACUCGCAGGUCCAGAAGUCUUCGUCAAAGGGCCGCUGCCAAGGCGACAAGUCAAUGUUCUGUAGGAUGGAAGUCCUGUCUCGUUAUUGCUCCAUCCCAGGCUACAACAAACUGUGCUGCAAGUCCUGUAACCUGCAUGACAACCUCACUGAUGUGGAUGACAGGGCAAGGCCACCGCCCGGGAAGCAUAAUGACAUUGAGGAGCUCAUGCCCACCCUCCCCGUCCCCACUCUAGUCAUGGAGGUGCAGCCUGCGCCAGGCACGCCCUUGGAGGUGCCUCUCAAUGCCUCCAGCACCAAUGCCACUAAGGAUCACCCAGAAACCAAUGCUGUUGACGUGCCCUACAAAAUCAAUCGUCUGAACAAUGAAGUCCAGCCACCCAACCUAAUCCCUCGACGGCCAAGCCCAUAUGAGAAGACCAGAAACCAAAGGAUCCAAGAGCUCAUUGAUGAGAUGAGGAAGAAAGAGAUCCUCGGAUAGUUCUAAUAAAAUGGAAAGGUAGCAUCAAUAGCAUUUUUUUCUUGCUUAUAGAGAUAUUCCAUGGGAUGGCAAAUCCUGUGUCAUGGUGAUUAAGUCACAAUUCCUGAGUCCCAAAAGUUUUGAGGUAACAGAGGGAGAAUCACAUAAAAAAUAGAUAUGUGUGUAUUAUAUAUAUGGUUGUGAACAUGUGGCAACAAGGAGAGCACAUGGGUGUCCCAGCCCCAGAAUGUUCCAAAUCCUGAACUGUGGGACUGGGGUAGAGAGGAAUGUGGAGCCUACAUCCUUUGUCAGUGAGGGAGGAUAACUUGGAGAAAGAAGACAUUUGCCUCACGUUUCUGAGCAGUAACCAGUGGUGACAACCCUUCUAGAAACACAAGACAUGUCCUUCUAAUCCCCAGGCCUAGACACGAGCCCCAUGGGGACUCUUAGGAAACAAUGAUUUAUUCACUAACUUCCCAGUCACUAAGAUGAGCACAUUGAGGUUGAGGCUGUGGACUCCAGUGCCUUCAAUGCCAGGCAGGUGGUGAGGAUGAGUGUGGUGGCAGCUGGGGACCAGGACCAACCUGAGAGCUGCUGAGUGUCUAGCAUUACUGCCUCUGUGAGAACUGGCCUGCUGCCAGAUAGCAUGCUUUUUCACUAGAAGUCUAGAUUUCGUGUGAAAAUUCUGUCUUUAAAGAUCAGCUCAAAAUACUCUGAGGAGGCUGGGAGGCUGUCAGGGUGUAGGGCCGCCAGGCUGCAGCCUCUGGUCUCAGGCAUGGCCUGACAUAGCCUGGCCAAUUAAGGACUUAGGGGAAGCCAUCUGACCCACUUGGUGCUCACCAGCUGUGCUAUCUCAGCUAUGUCUGAGCUGUGACGCUGCCCAUUUCUUCCUAGGAAAGUCCCGGGAAUCUUUUAACUCUGGCUUGAGGAUUGAUCUAAAAAGGGGGUCACGUUUUCUGCGAGAUAAGCCAGUGGGGUGCACUCCCAGGUCUCUCUCCUCUCCAUGAACCCUGGCCUUGCUUGUCCCAUCUGGCCAGCCUGGCCUCGGCCCUGCAGCUCCCCAGAGGGGCUCUCCCCUUCCACAAGUGCAUGGGAAGGCUGACAGGCAUGCGCUGUGCUGGGAAGUCCAGUGAGUGGUCAAGGCUGUCUCUCCCAGAGGGGUGGGAGUGCUGCCACCAGGAUGGUCAUGCCUGAGGGACCUACGAUGGACUUUUUAGGCUUGGGUAUGCUUCUGAACACCAGUCUUGCUUGUGGGGGAUAGGCCUGCCCUAUUGGAGCCUUCCAGCCCCCCAGCCCUGCCCCACUUUCAUCCCUUAGAAGUUUCAAUAGGGAACUGCCAGAUCUGUCCUCUGAUGGGAGGCAUUGGGUGGGAGGUAGGGAGAGCCCGCUGUAUCUUUUGCUCCUUCCAAACAGUAACAGUUUCUAUUUCGGCAGAAUGGUGCUUUGUGAGCAAGAUGUGAAUGAGUGAAAAAUAAGAAGGGAGUGGGUGGGGAUGGGUGGGACAACAAUGGCUAAUUUUUACCUCUCCCUGCAUAGAUAUUAACAUGCAGCUUAAAUUUCCCAAAAUUAUAAGACCUGGGGGGCACAUUAGCUCCUUAGCUGGGCCUCCCUUAACACAUAAUUCUUAGGCUUUUCAUACCCACAAGAGUUCUAGAGCCUUUUUAUUCCUGCCAGUCAGAUCUUAGAGAACUCUUUUUUGUUUAAGUCCCCAUUAUAUGGACAAAAAUACUGAGGCUCAAGAAAGCACCAUGACAGCAACUUUAUAUUGAGUUUUGAGGUGCUAAGUCUGUGUGUGUGAAUCUGUGCAUGUGUGUGAGUGUGUCUGUGUGGGUAGCCUAAGGGACAAAGAAAGGGUGUAGGACAUAGUGAGAACCGUAUCUGGGAUGAUGCUUAACUGUCCAACUGGGUGAUGACCAGCCUUUCUGUCCCCUGGCAUAGCUGCCCUCUCUUUCUGCCACCAUGCCCCACACAUGCUCAGACACUGUGCAAUGUCUAAAGGAGUUUGCUGACUCCUAAGAACUAAACUGGAGAAAACGUUUUGAACAUCUCUCAUAGUAUCACUUCUUCUCUAGUAAGGUGUGGUAUACAGUACUUUCACAAUCCUGUCAUUAUAAUUAGGAAAUGGGUCCCUCUGCUUUCUCUCAUGGCAGCUGGUAUUAGUCACGGCCUGAAAGACUGGGCAGUUCUUGCUUGGGUCUGUCUUGGAAUGAUGUAAAGGAAGUUUGGGGUGAUUAACCCUGUCCAGAGAGUAUUACUCAGUUUACCCAGCCUGGGGCCUCAGAAUCAGAAAGGUCCACUCCCAGAUCCUGGCAAAGUGGGACUACAUAUCUUGGGGCUGGAAGUCCUUGGAGAGCCCCUAGCUGGGACAUUGCCAUGGGUACCUGUCUUUGGCUAGAGGGAGAGAGAUGUGCUCUGGAAGCUGUAUGCCAGCAAGGCCAUGUCCUAACAUGCCAUACUCAGUGCCUUGGACCAUAUAUCCAGAGUUCUCCAGAAGUAAGUAGUCCUCAGAGGUCUCUCCCCAAGGAAUGCAGUCUAUGCAGCUCUGAAAAACUGAAAAUCACUGAGCUUGGGACAGUUGGAGAGCAGGCUUAGCAACAGUGCUGAGCUUCCAGAGCCAGUGUCCGGCCGGCCAGCCGGCCAGCCCUGUGUUCAAAGCUCCUGCCUCGUGGGGAAGGCCACACAGCUAUUCUAGCUGAGUUUCAUAACACCAUGUGUGAUUCAGAUGUUCUCUGUCCACAAUUCUAAAAAAACCAGCUGAGGGACUCGGGGAUCACUUUAUGUUCACAGGGAGACUUGUGCUAGCAUUUUGGGACCUGGCUCUCUGAUAUAUUGCUUUUGGAAAACCCAUGGAAUUUCACAUAUAAGCAUUUCAUUUGUAUUUUAAGUUUUAUUUUUUUGUUUUUGUUUUUUUGCUUGUUUCUUUGUUUGGAGUGUAUAAAUGGUGCUCAAUAGAAAAGCCUAUCAGGUGACUGUGUACUCCUGUGUGACAGGCAGCCAGCACAAAAAAAUCAUCACGGUGCUGAACUCCAAUCACAUUUUAUCUUACUGAUCACAGCAAACAAUACAUCUGUUUUCUGUAUAGUAAAAUUUGGUUCUUUGAUUUUAUAACUUAUUAAAGUCAAACAUCUGUGUUUUUGCA
Messenger RNA from Myotis brandtii (Brandt's bat), 6790 nucleotides. RefSeq names its product ADAM metallopeptidase with thrombospondin type 1 motif, 2 (gene ADAMTS2). Gene Ontology annotation, molecular function: metalloendopeptidase activity; zinc ion binding. The record is from RefSeq and is a predicted model, not a curated record. The transcript is spliced from 22 exons. Gene Ontology annotation, biological process: proteolysis; extracellular matrix organization. NCBI's taxonomy places the organism in Eukaryota, Metazoa, Chordata, Mammalia, Chiroptera, Vespertilionidae. Bases 1 to 3672 code for a protein of 1223 amino acids.